This is a messenger RNA of Nymphaea colorata (pocket water lily), 1426 nucleotides long. Its product is annotated as thioredoxin-like protein CDSP32, chloroplastic. The transcript has a single exon. Gene Ontology annotation, molecular function: oxidoreductase activity, acting on a sulfur group of donors, disulfide as acceptor. NCBI's taxonomy places the organism in Eukaryota, Viridiplantae, Streptophyta, Magnoliopsida, Nymphaeales, Nymphaeaceae. The record is from RefSeq and is a predicted model, not a curated record. Bases 238 to 1158 code for a protein of 306 amino acids.
AUCCCCCCACAAAAGACUCACAGACGCCAUUUUUUCAUCAUCUUCCCCCCACCACCUGUCUUCUCUCCUCGUCAUCCAUUGGCACAUAAUCCAUCUGCCCAAACCAAAUCUCAUCUCUCUUUCUCCUUUCCCCUCUUUCUGUGCGUCCAUCCAUCUGUCUCUCUUUCUCUCUCUCUGUGUUAUGAUUGUUGUUACAUAGAAACUGUGGGAGAGGAAGGGAGACAAAUCGGGUUCAUCAUGGCUGCCGCAGCAUCUUCGUCCUUCCUCAAAAUUGGCUCUACCAUCUCCUCCCACCUUUCACAAUCCCCUCAAAUCAAGCCAUUCUCUCUGUCUCUCUCCCCGCCUCCCGCCCUACUCUUCCUAAAUCGUCGUCCUGCUACGGCGCUGAAGCAAAGCGGACAUGGCAGGCGGCGGCGGGCGGCCACCGUCACCAACAGCGUCGCGCAGGAGCGGCCGGCGGUGGACAUGGACGAACGGGUACAGAAGGUGCACAGCAUCGUGGAGUUUGAUGAGGCGCUGAAGCAGGCGAAAAGCCGGCUGGUGGUGGUGGAAUACGCGGCCAGCAACAGCGACCAGAGCAAGCGCAUUUACCCUUUCAUGGUGGGGCUCAGCAAGGCCUGUUCCGACGUCAACUUCCUCUUGGUGAUGGGCGACGAGUCGGAGGAGCUCAAGGCCCUCUGCGCCAGGGAGAAGGUGGAUCGCGUCCCCCACUUCACCUUCUACAAGAACAUGGAGAAGAUCCACGAGGAGGAUGCCAUAGGCCCUGAUGAGCUCGUCGGCGACGUCCUCUACUACGGCGACAACGAUGCCCCCAUCCACCAGCUGCACUCCCGGGAGGACGUCGAGAGCCUCAUCCGGCAGCACAAGGCCGACGGCAAGCUCAUCGUCCUGGACGUCGGGCUCAAGCACUGCGGCCCUUGCGUCAAGGUCUACCCCACCGUCGUCAAGCUCUCCAAGCAGAUGGACAACGUCGUCUUCGCUAGGAUGAACGGCGACGAGAACGAGAGCUGCAUGCAGUUCCUCAAGGAGAUGGAGGUCAUCCAGGUGCCUACCUUCGUGUUCGUCAGAGACGGCGUGCUUCUUGGUAGGUACGUCGGCUCAGGGAAAGGCGAGCUCAUUGGGGAGAUUCUUAGAUACCAGGGUGUUAGAGUUACUUAAAAAACUACAAGUUUAAGAGGAGGAGAUACUAUUCGAUCUUAUAUCGAUCAGUUAGCAAGCCGACCGAAUGUUUUAAUUUUCUGCAAAUUCGAUCUGAGAUUGUGUGUCUAUCUGAAAUGGUAGUGGGUAUUGAUCCCAAGUACUAAUGAAAGAUACAGGGGAUGUGCUGUUUUAACACUCAUUGCAGAGGUCCUUUUGCUUGUCCCUGUGGCAUUUACUAUUGUAAGUUUAAUUUAUAAUUAAGUGAAUAAUGCAAGGUUUGGCUUCU